UAAUAGAUGUAUCCAAAUUUGCCCAUUUUCCCAAUCCGCAUUUCUUCUACAGUUAGCAGUAAGAAUAGAAGAAGAAGGGAAUUGGUCUCUUUUCCCAUCUUUUUUGAGCUCAAAAUCUUGAGACCCUUUUCACUAUUUUUUCCUUCUUCUCCUAUUCUAGGCCUUCUCCAUUGUCAGAAAAGGGGAAGAGGGGUUAUUAAUAUUUCAUAAAUUCAUUAGAGAAAUAAUAAUUGUAGAAAGAAUUCGCAAUAAUAAGGAAUAAUGUCGAAGAAGAAAGCUACUAUGACUCUCAAGGACUUCCAUGGCGGUUCCAUCCCUUCCGAUCUUCCUUUACCUUCUGCACCCGGCGUAAUGGUGAGGCCAUCUGAGCGUGGCUCCUUUGACCGGCAGGCAGCAUGGGGGAACCCAUUGGGACGGCCAGACCACCGGUUGCGUCCAGGGUCAGCUGGGACAGCUAGGAACUUUGAUGACAAGACUACUUUUUUAAGUCAUAAUAGUAAUAUAGGUAGGCACUUUGAUGAGGAUGAGCGGAAACCAUUGGAUGGGGUAUCAGGUCCUCGUCGAACUGUCAGUGAUGAGAGCCUCAGAGCUCUCCCAAGUCAUGUGGUGGAACCUAAGACUGAUUAUUCAGCCUCUGGGAGGGUCCCUAGUCGACCAUCCUCAACUCCUGGGUUGCAGUAUGCAAGUGGUAUAACUAGUAGUUCUUAUGCUGGGAGGUUUAGUGAGACCAAUCAUGCAGGAGUGGGUUCUCAAGGGUUUGGACCAAGUGGUGGAGUUGGAGUGAAUUUUCAGAAUGUUAGUGGGUCUGGUGGGCAGAUGGUUUCUGGGCCGCAUCCAAAUGCAUGGGGACUUAGGAAAGAAGCAGCUGGUGUAAAAGAACCAGCUGCUGCUACAUGGUCUGCUCCAGAUGCUGCAGCAAAGUUAGCUCAUGCUAGUGCACUGGAGAAGGUUUCAUCUGGUAGGUGGCAUUCCAAGCAACAUAAUAGUUCUCAGCCAGAUGUUGAAGUCAUUAGGCAGUCAGAAGUUGAGAGUGAAUUUCAUUUGAGGGAUAAGGAUGUGUAUAGCAAGAAUACAUAUAGCUCUAGGCAUUUGGUAGGUGGGACGGACUAUCAUGAGGCAGCGUUGGCAAGGCAGGUGGAAAAGAGUUUGAUUGUUGAUGAUGGAAUUCGUGGUGGCAGCAAAGCAAUACCAAUCUAUGAGAGGGCUAGAGCUCCUGUCACCUUGGAGGCAAAUGAAAGGAAUCCUUUAAUGAAUGCUAAUGAUUUUCAACCGCUUCAUCAUGUAGGAAAAUCUGGUGGUGCUGAGUCACAAUCAGCUGUGCAUUCUGAAUUAUCAGAAAGGCAAAAGCUGAAGUUACUUCCAAGAUCCAAACCACUAGAAACUCAGGAACUGCCACUGGAGUAUAAGCCGCAGCCAACCGUUCCUGUACAUGUGGAAAUUAACAAUCGAUCACAUGAAAUGCAAAUUCCCCUGAAAGCUGGGCUUGUGGGAUCUGAGAGUGGGAAUCCUAUUGUAGAGCGCCCAAAAUUAAAUCUGAAGCCCCGAUCUGAGCCUCUUGAUCCAGCAGAAGAUGGCACUGAAAGCAAGAGGAACACAUUGUUUGGGGGUGCUCGCCCAAGAGAGCUGGUUCUAAAGGAGCGGGGCAUUGAUAAUGUUGCUGUCCAUGAUGAUGACCUGGCUCUGUCUCCUCAGAGGGUCAAACAAGAUGUGCUCAAAACUGAUAGAGUCUCAGUGCAUGCUGCUUCUACUCGGUACAAUGAUAAGCCAGGAAGUAUACCCAUUGAACAUCGGACAGGGAAGAAUUCUGAUGGGCGAGAUCACCGAUUAGAGGUUGAAAGAACAGAUGUUCAGAAGAGGAAUUGGCGAGGUGAGAACUGGAGGAACAAAAGGGAAUUUGAGAAGCAACACCCGCCGCACCAACAUCUGCAACCACAGCAACAGGAGAGGCCACCUUCACCAGAGACUUGGCGCAAGCCUGUUGAGCAUCCAAAAGCAGCUUCUGCUGAUGCUCCAGGGCUGCGUUAUGGAAAAGCAGCUUCAGCAGUUGAGCUUGCCCAGGCCUUCUCUAGGUCAAUCUCUGACUCCCCAACUCCUGAUCGUUUUUCAGGGCAGAAAGGCCCUCCUAGCCAGGGGCAAAUGCCAUUUUCUCGGCUGACGGGUCCUACACCGAGACCUCAAAUAAAUGGCUACUGAGCUUUUAGGACAUACUGGAUGUGACUUUUGAGAAAGGAUGCAUUUUUACUGGUAAUUGUGAUUCAAUAGGGAGGAUUGUCAGAAACUGGAAGCUGCACGAGCAGUUCGCAGGUUGGAAUUGAGGCUUCAAAUAUCCAUGCGGGAUGAUGUCAAGAAUAGAUCAGCCUACAAAUUCUGAGAUCCUGUGUGACUCCGCCGCCCAUUUAUUCACCAUGGACAGCGGAAAAAAGGUUUGGAACACCAGAAAGGAUAAGAAAUAAAAAAAAAAAAAAAGAAAUUCAGUUGUGAAACUAUUGCCUUUUAACGUUGGCGGUAGAAAACUGAUGUCACCGCUAGACAAAUUGUCUUAGCGGUGGGAGUUUUUUAUGUUAUACUUUGAUACGUUGGAUUUUUGGUUCAUGCUGCUUCAUUUUGUAUUGAGAUUGCUCGUACAAUAUAUGAAGCAAAUGUUUCCUUGGAUAAGUUCCUGCUUGUUUCCAUUCAGUGUCUUGUAUGUGAUAUGAUACCUGGGUAAAAUGAUUUCGCUUGUCUGCCA
Molecule: messenger RNA, 2728 nt
Organism: Coffea arabica (coffee)
Lineage: Eukaryota; Viridiplantae; Streptophyta; Magnoliopsida; Gentianales; Rubiaceae
Molecular function (GO): mRNA binding; translation initiation factor activity
Source: RefSeq, a predicted model, not a curated record